This is a messenger RNA of Prunus armeniaca (apricot), 3525 nucleotides long. The record is from the annotation of a GenBank genome assembly. NCBI's taxonomy places the organism in Eukaryota, Viridiplantae, Streptophyta, Magnoliopsida, Rosales, Rosaceae.
AUGGCUUCCUCCUCUACUCUUGACCUUCCUAGCAUCAGUCACGUUAUCUCUGUUCGUCUCGAACGUGAUAACUACCCGACCUGGCUUGCUCAGAUUGUUCCUGUUCUUCGCAGUCGCCGCUUGCUCUCCUAUGUUGAUGGUAGCUGCCCGAGUCCCUCUCCCACCAUUUCAGACCCCAAGGCCAAGGAAAAUAACUUGGCAUUGGCAGGUGCUCCCGUUCAUGAAUCUGAUCUUCUAGCUGUGGUUAUGAAUAAUGUUGGUCCGCUUUAUGAGAAUACGGUUGCUGCCGCUCAAGCUCGUGAGAAACCCAUCGGCAUGCCUGAUCUUGAAGCCCUUCUCUUAUCGGCUGAACGCCGUCUUCAAGCUUCGUCUUCUCCAGCUAUCUCUUCCGUGCGACAGCCAUGGUUGCUUCCCAUGGUGGUCGCUAGGGGUGGCAUUUUAAACCGAAAAACCGCAAAAAUCAACCGACAAUUUACCGCAAUGAAACUGCACGCAUUUGCGUUACCGCAAAUCGCAAAGUAUAGCCGCACGGAUGAUAAGAUAAUAUUGGUUCUCAAACAACACAACGAGGUUCUUCAAAUCCACUCACCACCAACACUUGAGUUUGUAGCUUUAGUUUUAAAAAUUCGCGGUUACCGAACCGCAACCACCCCUAGUGGUCGCGGUGGCCGUGGUGGGCGCGGUUUUGGUGAUCGCAGUGGCUUCGCCGGCCGUGCUUCGGAUCGUUGCAACUUUCUCUCUGCCCCGCGUUUUGGUUCUUCUCCGAACUUUAGGUCUUACGGCUUCUCCCAAUCCUCUUCUUCACAGCCGCGUCGUCACCACAAUUCUGGUCAAGGUGUUCUUGGGCCUCAUCCCUCCUCUUUUGGGUCUAAUUCUUCUUCUCGUGGGCCUUUGCAAUGUUACAAUUGUCGUGGUUUUGGACAUGUUGAUGCUGUUUGUCCUUCCAAGUCUACUUCCGUGCCCACUCCUCCUACUCGUCUUCAAGGCAUGACUGCUCACCAUCUGUCCCAUGGUGGGGCACAACAAUGGGUUGCUGAUAUUGGGGCUAACACCCACAUCACCAAUGACUUAAGCCAUCUUUCCCUUGCUAGAGAGUAUCAUGGUUCCGACAAUGUUGGAGGUGUGCUUGGUGGAACAGGUUUGCCUACCCAUAUUGGUCACUCUCGUAUCUCUCACCUUAACUCUUCCUUUUCUCUUAAUAAUAUUCUUCAUUGUCCUGAUGCCUCUCUUCCCCUUUUAUCUGAUUUGGCGACGAGGAAGAUUCUUUUCCGGGGCAAGAGUAGCAAUGGCCUAUAUCCGUUUUCCUUCUACCCGAAUGAGUCCUUUCAAAUUUUGCCUGAUCGUGUUGCUUUGCUAGGUGUUCAUGUCGGUCGCUCUGCGUUGGUCGAAAAUAUGUUCUCUACUAAAAUUAAGGCUUUUCAAUCUGAUGGGGGUGAGGAAUACACUAAUAAUUUAUUUAAGGAUUUUUUAUCUCAUCAUGGCAUUCAUCAUCGUCUCUCUUGUCCUCAUCACCAUGAGCAAAAUGGCUUAGCUGAACGCAAACACCGUCAUAUUGUUGAUACUUGCCUCACACUUUUGGCCGAUGCCUCUAUGCCCCCUUUCUAUUGGGCUGAAGCUAUGCAUACCGCUGCCUCCGCUACUGUUGCUCCGGACAGUUCUCUGUCGUCCACUGACAUGCCUCUCCUUCUUCCUGGCCCUACUUUUACCUCCCGUGGCUCUGUCUCCUCCCAACUCACUCCUCCGACGCUCCAGGCCCAACCCUCUCUCUCGGCUCCAGCCACUGCACCAACCGCUUCCCCUGACCCGCCUCCUUCUAACCCUGCACCACUCUCUGCCGUGUCCGCUCCUCCUCCGAGCUCACCAUCUAUGUCGUCACAUAUCCCUCUAGGUCUGCCUUCUCCUCUCCGCUCUCCUAGCCCGCCAGUCACCCCGCCUGCACCCCCUCAUUCUCGUUUCUCACAAACAUAUUCUAGAGACUCACAUCGCAAAAUUGUUGUUCCGUGUGCUGUCCCUGUUCCAUCUGGUACAUCUCCUCCUUCUGAUACUUCUCUGGUAAGUGUAUCCAAUACUCAUUUAAUGGCUACUCGUGCUAAAGCUGGUGUCCGUAAACCUAAUCCUAAAUAUGCGCAUCAUGCAUUGAUUUCUAUUGAUGAUUCGUUUGAGCCUACAUCUUUCUCGCAUGCUAAAAAGCUUAAGGAAUGGCAUUUUGCCAUGGCAGAUGAGUUUAAUGCUCUUCUUCGUGCUGGGACUUGGAUUUUGGUUCCUCGUACUCCUGCUAUGAAUCGUUAUAAGGCUCGCUUGGUGGCUAAUGGUUUUCAUCAACAACCGGGCCUUGACUAUGGUGAAACCUUUAGUCCUGUUGUUAAUCAUUCUACUAUUCGCCUUAUCUUGGCUCUUUCUGUGCAGUUUAGUUGGCAUGUUCGUCAGUUGGAUGUUCAGAAUGCCUUUUUACAUGGCUAUCUUGAUGAGGAGGUUUAUAUGCGCCAGCCUGUCGGCUUUGUUGAUCCCACAUAUCCUGAUCAUGUUUGCCGCUUACGACGCUCCCUUUAUGGUCUUAAGCAAGCCCCUCGCGCUUGGUUCCACUGUUUCUCUUCUCACCUACUUCGCUUGGGUUUUAUUACUUCUCAGUCUGAUUCGUCUCUCUUUGUGUACACUCAAGGCUCUAUUCACAUUUAUUUGUUGAUUUAUGUGGACAAUAUUCUUGUUACUGGCUCCGAUCCUUCCUGCAUCACCACCCUUAUCUCUAACUUGGGCCGCCAGUUCUCUAUGAAAGAUCUUGGCCCUGCCAACUAUUUCUUGGGCAUGGAGUUUGUUCGUACUCCAUCUGGCCUUUCUAUUACUCAGACCAAGUAUGUCGUCGACCUCCUCAAGCGUGUUAACAUGCAUGAAGCUAAACCUGUGCCAACCCCAGCUCUUAGUGGUCGUCGUCUUAGCAUUUCUGAUGGGGAUCCUCUUCCUGAUCCCACUGAGUACCGUAGUACAGUUGGGGCUCUUCAGUACUUAACUCUCACUCGUCCAGAUAUUGCCUUUGUUGUUAAUCAGGUGUGUCAAUUUAUGCAUCACCCCACUACUGCUCAUUGGCUCGCUGUCAAACGUAUUCUUCGUUAUCUGAAUGGCACACUCACUCAUGGUUCCAAGAAGCAACACGGUGUCUCACGCUCUAGUACUGAGGCGGAAUACCGUCAGCUUGCCUACACUGCCGCCACUCUCUCAUGGUUCCGUGCUUUAUUUCAAGAUCUUCAUCUUCCCGCUCCUUGUCCCAAGCUUUGGUGUGAUAAUAUUAGUGCUCUUUCUCUCGCUUCUAAUCCUGUUUUUCACUCUCACACUCGUCAUGUGGAGGUGGAUUAUCAUUAUGUUCGUGAACGGGUGGUCCGGAAUGAGUUACUCAUUGUGUAUUGUUCUACAGUUGAUCAGAUUGCUGACAUUUUUACUAAGGGCUUAUCAUCUGCCCGGUUCGCCUUACUCCGGUCUAAGCUGCUUGUGCCUCACCGCCCCGUCAGCUUGCGGGGGUGUAAUGAACGUUAA